GGCGGAGGAGGAGUCUGCUUGAGCCGAGGAGUAGGGGAAGAUGACGGAGUCCGGAGUUCCCCUCUGCGGCGCCUGCGGUGAGCCCGUGGGCUUCUCGUCCUCGGCCAAGGAGGAGGAGGAGGAGGUCUUUGUGGCUUGCAAUAAUUGCAACUACCCCCUCUGCGCCGCCUGCCUCGAGGACGAGAUCAGGAAGGGGCGUGAUAGCUGCCUUCACUGUGGGGAGCCCUACGUUCGCAACGUGACGGAAAAGGUGAGUCAGGAGAGCACCGAUCACGGGGAUUCGGGUGUCAGAUUGAGAACUGCAGCCUAUCUCCAUGAUCAUCAGGAAAAUGGAGGCCAUGUUAGAAGCUUGAGUAGUCUCUCCAUUGUUGAAAGUGAGACAAAUGGUGAAUCUGGGAAUCCAUUAUGGAAGAACAGAGUGGACAGUUGGAUGGAGAAAAAGAAGAAGAAGAAAGCUCCAAAGAAGUCUGAGAAAGCUCAAAUUCCAGUAGAACAGCAGAUGGAAAAUUCAGAACCUCUAGAAGCUGGACAGCCACUUUCAAGAAUCAUUCCGAUAUCACCUAAUAAGCUGACUCCAUAUAGAGCUGUGAUCAUUAUGAGAUUGAUAGUUCUUGGGCUUUUCUUCAAUUAUAGGAUAACCAAUCCCGUUAAUAGCGCUUAUGGUCUGUGGCUAACAUCAGUUAUAUGCGAGAUAUGGUUUGCGGUCUCUUGGGUAUUGGAUCAAUUUCCCAAGUGGUCGCCUAUCAAUAGAGAGACAUACAUCAACAGGCUAUCUGCAAGAUAUGAAAGGGAAGGUGAAGACUCUCAGCUGGCUGCUGUAGACUUUUUUGUCAGUACUGUUGAUCCACUAAAAGAACCACCAUUGAUUACUGGCAACACUGUGCUUUCAAUUCUCUCUGUAGACUAUCCUGUUGAUAAAGUUUCUUGCUAUGUAUCUGAUGAUGGAUCAGCCAUGCUCACUUUCGAAUCUCUGGCUGAAACUGCGGAGUUUGCUAGAAAGUGGGUCCCAUUCUGUAAGAAGCAUUCAAUCGAACCACGAGCACCUGAGUUCUAUUUUUCUCAGAGGAUUGAUUAUUUGAAAGAUAAAAUACAGCCAUCUUUUGUCAAGGAGCGGAGAGCAAUGAAGAGAGACUAUGAAGAGUAUAAAGUGAGGAUAAAUGCUUUAGUUGCCAAGGCUCAAAAAACACCUGAAGAAGGCUGGAUCAUGCAAGAUGGAACACCAUGGCCAGGAAACAAUCCACGUGACCACCCCGGCAUGAUUCAGGUUUUCCUUGGACGUAGUGGUGCUCAUGACAUAGAAGGAAAUGAACUUCCUCGGCUAGUUUAUGUUUCAAGAGAGAAGAGACCUGGAUAUCAGCAUCAUAAAAAAGCUGGGGCUAUGAAUGCUCUGGUUCGGGUCUCUGCAAUCCUUACAAAUGCUCCCUAUAUUCUUAAUCUUGAUUGUGAUCACUAUGUCAACAACAGCAAAGCAGUCCGUGAAGCAAUGUGUUUCAUGAUGGAUCCACAAGUUUGUAGAGAUGUUUGUUAUAUUCAAUUCCCUCAGAGAUUUGAUGGUAUAGAUCGGAGUGAUCGAUAUGCAAAUAGAAAUAUUGUCUUCUUUGAUGUAAACAUGAAAGGGCUUGAUGGAAUCCAAGGACCAGUUUAUGUGGGAACUGGUUGUGUUUUCAAUAGGCAAGCACUAUAUGGGUACGGGCCACUAUCUUUGCCAGUUUUACCCAAGUCUUCAUUUUGUUCUUCAUGCUGCUGUUGUUGCCGUCGUUCCAAGAAAGCUUCAGAGAAUCAGAAUGAUAUUUAUCGAGACGCUAGGCGUGAAGACCUCAAUUCUGCCAUAUUUAACCUAAGAGAAAUCGAGAAUUACGAUGAAUAUGAAAGGUCCUUGUUGAUCUCCCAAAUGAGCUUUGAGAAGACCUUUGGGCAGUCUUCAGUUUUCAUUGAAUCCACGCUAAUGGAGAAUGGAGGGGUGCCCGAAUCUGCAAAUCCGUCGACUUUGAUCCAAGAAGCAAUUCAUGUCAUUAGCUGCGGAUACGAGGAGAAAACAGAAUGGGGAAAGGAGAUUGGGUGGAUAUAUGGAUCCGUCACAGAAGAUAUUCUAACAGGGUUCAAGAUGCACUGCCGUGGCUGGAGGUCAAUCUAUUGCAUGCCUACAAGGCCCGCUUUCAAAGGAUCUGCCCCUAUCAACCUCUCCGAUCGUUUGCAUCAGGUUCUUCGUUGGGCUCUCGGCUCCGUCGAGAUCUUCCUUAGCCGGCAUUGCCCCCUUUGGUACGGAUACGGAGGUGGCCGUCUUAAAUGGCUUCAAAGAUUGGCUUAUAUAAACACCAUUAUCUAUCCAUUUACAUCGCUUCCACUCAUCGCUUACUGCUCUUUACCGGCCAUCUGUCUGCUUACCGGAAAGUUCAUCAUUCCUACGCUUUCCAACAUUGCAAGUGUGUGGUUUCUUGGUCUAUUCAUCUCCAUCAUCCUGACCAGCGUUCUCGAGCUGCGGUGGAGUGGUGUGGGCAUCGAGGACUGGUGGCGAAACGAGCAGUUCUGGGUGAUCGGAGGCGUCUCGGCACAUCUCUUUGCUGUUUUCCAAGGAUUUCUAAAGAUGCUGGCGGGCAUCGACACCAACUUCACCGUGACCGCCAAAGCCACCGACGAUGCCGACUUCGGGGAGCUCUACGUGUUCAAGUGGACGACUGUGUUGAUACCUCCGACCACGAUCCUAGUCGUCAACUUUGUCGGCGUAGUUGCUGGGUUUUCGGACGCACUCAACAGCGGGUACGAAGCUUGGGGCCCGCUCUUUGGGAAAGUGUUCUUUGCGCUGUGGGUGAUACUCCAUCUGUAUCCCUUCCUCAAAGGUCUCAUGGGAAGGCAGAACCGGACACCGACCAUCGUGGUGCUGUGGUCAGUGCUACUGGCUUCCGUUUUCUCACUUUUGUGGGUCAAGAUCGAUCCGUUUAUAAACGACACGGAUGGCACCAAGUCCGCAACCUGCACUUCCAUCGACUGCUAGUCUUCGCCACCUGCAACCUCACAAAAAAACAUGCCUCUUCUCGAACACAUACACUAUCGAGGAUGAGGUAUAAAGAAGAAGACUUAUGGAGACUGCCUCCUCUUCUUGAAUUCUAUUGUGUUACGGUGUAUAAAUUUUGUUUUGUUUGUUCAGAAUCUACCUACUUUGGAUUCGUAUCAUUAUGCGUAAGGAUCAAGGUUUGAGAAUGUCAUUUCAAAACCAAAAGGAAAUUUUAGUUUAAUGUCGAACAGAGGACUUGAUGAUUAAA
This is a messenger RNA of Musa acuminata subsp. malaccensis (wild Malaysian banana), 3260 nucleotides long. RefSeq names its product cellulose synthase A catalytic subunit 4 [UDP-forming]. Gene Ontology annotation, cellular component: plasma membrane; trans-Golgi network. Gene Ontology annotation, molecular function: cellulose synthase (UDP-forming) activity. Gene Ontology annotation, biological process: plant-type primary cell wall biogenesis; cellulose biosynthetic process. The record is from RefSeq and is a predicted model, not a curated record. Lineage: Eukaryota; Viridiplantae; Streptophyta; Magnoliopsida; Zingiberales; Musaceae.